Astyanax mexicanus (Mexican tetra) is the source of this 550-nucleotide messenger RNA. Its product is annotated as ATP synthase membrane subunit K, mitochondrial. The coding region runs from base 167 to 424 and encodes 85 amino acids. The transcript is spliced from 3 exons. The record is from RefSeq and is a predicted model, not a curated record. NCBI's taxonomy places the organism in Eukaryota, Metazoa, Chordata, Actinopteri, Characiformes, Acestrorhamphidae.
UUCAAAAUGACGACAAAUACAUACAUAACAGAAGCAGAGUGAGAGAGACAGGCUCGUCUUCAGGGUUUUUACAGUAAACAGGGGGUUUAAAUUCGGAGAUACACUAAUUCUGCUUUAUUUAUCAGCUUUAAAUACGGAUUAUUCAUAGUUUACUGUGUGAACAGACAUGCCGAGCUCCCCGGUGAAGACCCGGAUCCCCCUGAGCAGCUUCGGUCAUCUGAUCACAGAGGUGAAGAAACAGCUCUUUGGGAUUGAAGCACCGGUGAAUCUUACAGGCUGGAGAAAACAUUUUAACACCUACACACUAACAGGACGCAGAAAUUUUGUUCUGGCAACCUAUGGCGUCCUGGCUCUGACUGCAGCCGCCUACAUGAUGAACCGCAACAAAAACAAGGAACACCCAACACCGUCACCACCCUCGUAAAGACGCCUAAAUACAGCCAAGAUUCUAAAAAGUUGGUCCACUCUGUUAAAUGUAAAUGAAUAAAAAAGAAAAAUACUAAAUAAAAUAAAAUGUGUAUUUAAUUAACAAUAAAACAUACAACAUGUA